This is a messenger RNA of Python bivittatus (Burmese python), 2566 nucleotides long. The record is from RefSeq and is a predicted model, not a curated record. NCBI's taxonomy places the organism in Eukaryota, Metazoa, Chordata, Lepidosauria, Squamata, Pythonidae.
AUUAUUGUAUGGUUAUUUGGGGAAGUAAACCAUAUAUAUUACAAACAAGUUAAAAUACUGAAGCUCUGUUUUUUUUUACAGUGGAAACUUGUUUGUGACAAUGACUGGAAAGCACCACUAACUGUCUCCUUAUUGUUUGUGGGUGUGCUUUUGGGAUCCUUUAUAUCUGGACAGCUCUCAGACAGAUUUGGUCGGAAGAACGUGCUGUUUCUAACCAUGGGGAUCCAGACUGGCUUUAGCUUUCUCCAGGUGUUCUCAACAAGCUGGGAAAUGUUUUCUGUUCUCUUUCUCAUUGUUGGAAUGGGUCAGAUAUCUAAUUAUGUGGCAGCGUUUGUUCUUGGUGCAGAAAUUCUUGGCAAAUCCAUCCGCAUUAUAUACGGCACGUUAGGUGUCUGCAUAUUUUAUGCAUUUGGCUACAUGCUGCUGCCAGUGGGUGCUUAUUUCAUUCGAGAAUGGCGGUUGCUGCUAAUGGCUCUUACUAUUCCUGGGCUGCUAUAUUUUCCACUCUGGUGGUUCAUUCCAGAAUCUCCUCGCUGGUUACUCUCUCAAGGAAGGAUUCAAGAAGCAGAAGAUAUCAUUCGUAAAGCUGCAGAAAAGAACCAUGUUGUAGCCCCCGAAGUAAUAUUUGAUCUUGCUGAGCUGCAAGAUUUGAAUUCCCAAGUUCAGCAGUCAUGCAGCAUUUUGGACCUAGUGAGAACCAAAAAUAUACGAACAGUCACUAUCAUGUGUGUGAUUCUAUGGAUGGUGAUUUCCAUAGGCUACUUCGGCCUCUCUCUGGACACCCCUAACUUGCAUGGAGACAUCUACCUCAAUUGCUUCCUUUCAGCAGUAAUUGAAAUCCCAGCUUAUACUGUCUCUUGGCUGCUCCUUCAGAAUCUGCCCCGGCGUUAUUCAAUGGCAGGAGUCUUGUUCUUAGGAGGCUGUGUUCUUCUUUUCAUUCAGUUGGUGCCUGCACACCUCAGUGUUCUGUCCAUUAUCCUCGUGAUGAUUGGAAAAUUUGGGAUCACAGCCUCCUUCUCAAUGGUUUAUGUGUACACUGCUGAGCUCUACCCAACUGUUGUGAGAAACAUGGGAGUUGGAGCCAGUUCAAUGGCCUCCAGAAUUGGCAGCAUCCUCUCACCUUAUUUUGUGUAUCUUGGUGCCUAUGAUAGAUUUCUUCCCUACAUUUUAAUGGGAAGCUUGACAGUGCUUUCAGGAAUCCUGACCCUGUUUCUUCCGGAAAGUUAUGGCACUCCUCUCCCAGAGACUAUUGAACAGAUGUUAAGAGUUAAAGGAAUUAAAAAUAGAAAAACACUUAAAAAUCAAAGUAGAACAAAGAAUACAGAAGAGAAUUCAGUUAUUCUAAAGACCACAACAUUCUGAUGAAGCUGUAUUGCUCACAACAUUAUACACUGAAAAGUAGUUAAACGUUUCCUUUAAUUUGCUUCCAGAAAGGACUAAACUAAAUACCUCUUCCUGUGGUGGUAAAUAUAUUUAUUAAAAAUACAUUCGUUUUUGAGAAUGUAGAUGCUAUAUGUCCCAGUAUGGGAUUUCUGCCAGCAACUGCUUCAUGGAACAGUGUUGGGUAUGGGAUUUUGUUCACUUUUAGGACAAUUAAUAGCCAUCCUUUUUGUAAGAUCACAUUUUUAAAAGAUGCUCGAAGAUGCAAGUUAAAUGACUGAUGUCACUUUCCCCAUGCAUAGUGGCAGAAGAUUAAACAUGUAAUAGAGUGUGGAUAUUGUCACAUGUUAUCACCCAGCUUGAGAUUCCACACCUGUUUUCUCAAGAGAAAAAUAAGCUUGAAAUGAUACAGGGACAACUGGCUAAGUAGACCUAAAAUAAUUAUUAUGCAAAUUAUUGAAUGCAAUAAAAGGAGAAGAAAUGGAUGCUGAUUUUUUUUUUCAUGAACACAUUUGGCUUAGAUAUGGAUAGACAGUGGUCUAAUGCAAAACACUGGCAAAUUAGUUUUGUUUGUAGAACUAUUUUCUUUACUGUAGAUUUAAAUGAUAGUCACUAGAUAACAGUUGUUUACAUCUGGGAAUAAUGUUUUGCCUUAUUUAGACAUAUAUUUAUUUUUUAUCGAACAGUAAGAUUAGGUUGCAUUUGUAACUCUUCUUUUUCCUUUUACUGUUAAUUGAAUUUACUCUAAUGCCAAAAGACUGGAAACAAAUGCUCAUCUGUAUUUCUGAAUUUUUUAUUUUUGUUCCGUCUCUGCCUAAAAUAGAUGAUAAUAAAGGUAAUAAAGGUAUUUUAUAAUACAGAAUGUGUUCUCUUAAUGGGAAUGUACUGAUCUGGGUCCUUCAACUUGCCUAAAGAUCUAAUUGUUGCCCUUUGACUAAGCACAGAAUUAAUUAUUUGAAUGAGUAUCAUGGCAUUUGUAAACAAGUCUGUUGUCUACACAGUUGUGUCAAAUCUACUAAGAAACAUUACCCAUAGAUUCUGGGAGUUACCUAAAUUGCAUCUAUAUACAUUUCUUUAAAUCAGGACUCUGAUUUGCACAUUUAUUAUAUAAGUAAAAUAAUUAAAUGAUUUUUGCGAUGCAUAGUAUAAUGCAUUUUACACAGGUCAAUAAAUCUGAUAUAAUAUC